This is a messenger RNA of Dendroctonus ponderosae (mountain pine beetle), 8728 nucleotides long. It is a transcript of the gene nej, whose product is annotated as CREB-binding protein. NCBI's taxonomy places the organism in Eukaryota, Metazoa, Arthropoda, Insecta, Coleoptera, Curculionidae. The record is from RefSeq and is a predicted model, not a curated record. Gene Ontology annotation, biological process: positive regulation of transcription by RNA polymerase II. Gene Ontology annotation, cellular component: nucleus; histone acetyltransferase complex; transcription regulator complex. Bases 515 to 7726 code for a protein of 2403 amino acids. The transcript has 23 exons. Gene Ontology annotation, molecular function: zinc ion binding; chromatin DNA binding; transcription coactivator activity.
CAGGCGUAGAAAAAGUUCCAUCAAAGAGCGGCCAUGUUGCCUGUUUGAGGUCGCGUCGAAAUUAACACGAAUUCACGUCGUUUUGUAGUUGGGUUCUUUCAGAAGCACCAGUUUUGGUUAAAAGUAGUGUUCCAAAUGUGUAUAGUGGUCUUAUUUGACUGUAGUGUGUGCAAAAUCGGUAUUAGAACAUCAAUUGUCGGCUCAGUUUGAUAUAGAUUGUUUCUGACGGAAGAUGGUCGCGGGCCGUCAGGAACCGUAGUCGACAGACCGGACUAGUCGAAGUUCAUAAUGGCCGAUGGUUGACUUUAGUUUGAUUAUUAUGUGCCUUGUGAUAAGCAUCGACUAUCGAACAUUCGGUACAUCGACUCUUUUUUGCCGUUUAUUAUGAUUUUAGUCGAAAUAACCAUGUUUUUGUACUUAUAUUGGAAUAAAUAGAUCUAGUGCAACUUGAUUGGUCAGUGCGAGUGUAGAACCAGAGCUUAGGUUUGUUAAUCGGGGAAACUGUUCUACCGAUAUGGCCGAUCAUCUUGUCGAUGGGCCUCCAAGCAAAAGGCAAAAGUUGGACCCUUUUCCCGGUCCGUCCGAUUCAUCCGCUUACAACAACUAUGGGUUGGGAUCCACAGACUCUACUCAAGGUGGUGGUGUGUUCAAUCCUAGGACCCAGUGGAAUUUUGGCCAAAAUCAAAAUGUUCUUGCUAACAUGCUGGAUUUGGAAAACGAUCUCCCUGAUGAGCUGAUAUCGUCCACCUCAUGGCUUCCUGAUCAUAUGAGCAAUCAGAAGCCACCGGCUCAAGGUCCUGGACCAGGUGGCAUGCAGAAUGGCAUCGAGAACGCGGAUGCCAGCAAUAUGCGGCAAAUCCAGCUCAGUCAUUUGUUGCAACAGUCAAUGAUUCGCUUUCAGAGUGCCAAAGGAUUGGUUAAUAGUGCCAUAUUGGCUAGUGGACAACUGGGAAACAAGAGUCCCAAUUUGCAAUCGCCUCCUAAUAUAUCGGUGGCAAAAGGUCUGCAAUCGGUUGCAAAUAAUGGAAGUAGUCCACAAGUGAUGAGUUCAAUCCAAGGUACUAAAUAUAUCCAAGGACUGAAUAACACAGCUGGCGGCAGCAUGAUUAUGACCAACAGCAACAUGAGUUCUAUUGGAGGAAUGGGUGGCGGAGGCUUGGUUGUCAGUAGCGGGGCUGCAAACAAGCCUCAACUACCUUCCGCACCCAACAUGAUAGGACAGCCUCAUCAUCCGGGAGGACAUAAUGUGUCACAGGGAUUACAGAAUGGACCUAUGUUAAAUCGGUUGACCCAUGUGCAAAGAACACCGCAUGGUCUUCACAUUAGUGGGCCUCGCAACCUUAACAUCAUCAUAAACCAGCAGGGUAUGCCUGGAAACACACCCUAUCCGUAUCCAAACUCAAACUUGAAUCAAGGCGGCCCUCCAGUCGGAGUGGUAACGCCUCAACAAAAGCUUUCAGUCACAGGUCCUAGAUUUGGAGCACCCCCGUCUGGCACCGUGGGUUCCAUGGGCGGACCAAUGGGAGGAGACGGCAGUAUUGUGCAAACGCAACCACCGGCACCGUCACCUGCCCAGCCACAAUCUGGAGCACCGAGUGUUUCACAACCGGGCCCUCAGCAAGCAACCCAAAAUCAGCCCGGUCAACCUGCUCCGCCACCCUCUACAGAUCCGGAGAAACGCAAACUGAUUCAACAACAGUUGGUUUUGUUAUUGCAUGCUCACAAAUGUCAGCGACGAGAAUCAGCACAAGCCAAUGGUGAUGCCUGGACGUGCACAUUGCCACACUGCAGAACGAUGAAAAACGUACUUAAUCACAUGACUACGUGUAACGCCGGAAGAAGUUGUUCGGUAGCGCACUGUAGUUCGAGCAGGCAAAUUAUAAGUCACUGGAAAAAUUGCAUUAGACAGGAUUGUCCAGUUUGUUUGCCAUUGAAGCAAGCCGACAAAAAUAGGAAUCAUGCUGCCACUGCUGCAAAUGCACAGCAAACUCCUACACAACCACCUGGUGUAAACACAUCUGAAGCGCAAUUAAGGCGGAAUUUUGAAAAUUCAGGAGCUUUGAUGGCAAAUUCUUCGGCAACCCGGCCACCUCUUCGGUUGCCAGUGAAUCCCAAUUCUGCCAUGGCCAAUAGAGGUCCGUCAGGAAUUCUUAGGUCUGGUCCGCCUGGGCCACAAGGGGGGGCGCCUAAUGUCAGUUUGGCUCCCAACGUUAGUUUACCUCUGAGCAGUGAUCCGUCAUCGAAUGUACUUGGACAGAGUCAAGGCUUAAAUCAGCAGACCAGCACGUUUCAGCAGAAUGUGAACAGUGUUAUGAUAGGUCUAGCAAGUGGGGCUGAAGCUGCGAAUCAAGGCAUACUUAGUCAAUUACCAGGCGGACUGCAGCCAUCACAAGUUACGGCUUCUCCUGUAACAGGGACCAAAGAGUGGCACCAGUCGGUUACAGCUGAUUUGCGCAACCACUUAGUGCAUAAGUUGGUGCAAGCAAUAUUUCCAACACCGGAUCCUCAGGCGCUACUCGAUCGACGCAUGCAUAAUCUAGUUGCAUAUGCACGAAAAGUUGAAGGCGACAUGUACGAAAUGGCCAAUUCUCGGUCUGAAUACUAUCACUUGUUGGCGGAAAAAAUCUAUAAGAUACAGAAAGAAUUGGAGGAGAAAAGGCAAAAGCGAAAAGAACAGCAAUUACAACUACAACAGCAGCAACAGCAGCAACAACCUCAGGGAGGACCCAUCAGACCCAAUCUGCAAGUAGUGCGACCGCUGGUUCAGCAGCAGCAACCUCAUCGGCCAGGGUCGCCUAAUUCAUUGCAGGCCGCUCUUGGAAAUCUGACUGGAAACCAGAUGGUUUUUAACGUUCAACAGAACCCUUCCCAAGCUGGACCAACACUACCUCAACAGCAGCAGCAGCAGCAACAGUCUCAACCCAACGUUGUGGGUUUGCCAGGACCCAGUCCAACCACUUCCAAUCCGGGUCUGUCUCCAUUUGGUAAUCCACUUUCGACCGGUAGUACGACGUCUACACCCAACCAGUUUACUUCUAAUGGACCAAUUAGUUUACCUCAAGUAUCUCCUGCUGGUACUCAGCAAAAUCAGUUUGACUUGUUAAAGAACAGCAGGGUGCCGCCAUCGCCGUCUAGUUUUGGCAAGCAACAAGCCUCCCAUGCUCAGACUCCUUCCCAAAGCAGUUCAAAGUCUAUUCAACAGAAUGGUACCGGAAGAAUGUUGGUAAAUGAGAACGUAACGACUCCCCAUCCAAUAUUGACAACUACACCAGGUCCGAAAUCAGUAAAUUCGUCUAGGGGCACUUCGCCUACCGCUCCAGCAACGCCAAUACAAGCAUCGCCUAAUACAUCAGCGGGCCAUGGGAAGGGCAUGACUAGUGCGGAGAGGGCGGCGCAGAAUUCCUCCAGACAGUCUUCUUUGUCCUCGCAAAUGGCAGCCUUAUUGGCUGCUUCGGAGAAUAACGACGACUCACCGCCAGCCUCCGAAGGCAACAAAGGCAAAUUAGAUCAAAUAAAGUCUGAACCGAUGGAAAUUAAGCAAGAAAUGGACGAUGGUUCGCAACACGACUCGCAAUACGAAUCCAGCUCUGGCGGAAAGAACAUGAGUAAUGACAUCAAAUCUGAAAUGAAAACGGACAUCAAGAUGGAAUCCAUGCAAGAAGAUGUUACUGUUAAAGAGGAUCCCAUAGAAGUGGGUGGGCAGACGUCUGAAACCGCUGCUGAUGUUAAACCUUUGGAUGGUGGUGCUGGUGCGUCUAGCUCAGAGGGUGGCAAGAGAACAAAAGUUUUUAAACCUGAUGAAUUGCGACAGAAACUCAUGCCAACUUUAGAAAAGCUAUACAGGCAGGAUCCGGAAAGUAUACCUUUUAGACAGCCAGUAGAUCCACAAACAUUGGGCAUUCCCGAUUACUUUGACAUCGUAAAGAGGCCUAUGGAUUUGUCGACCAUUAAGCGGAAACUGGAUAUUGGGCAAUACCAAGAUCCCUGGGAGUAUGUGGACGAUGUCUGGCUGAUGUUUGACAAUGCCUGGCUAUACAACAGAAAGACUAACCGUGUGUACAGAUACUGUACAAAGCUGUCGGAAGUGUUUGAGAUGGAAAUCGACCCUGUCAUGCAGUCAAUGGGUUAUUGUUGUGGACGGAAAUACACAUUCAAUCCGCAAGUACUGUGCUGCUACGGGAAGCAGUUGUGCACAAUUCCACGAGACGCAAAAUACUACAGUUACCAGAAUAAUCUGAAAGCUUAUGGCCUUGGUUCAGACAGGUACACAUUUUGUCAAAAGUGCUUCAAUGAUAUACAGGGCGAUACUGUGACGUUAGGAGACGAUCCCACACAGGCACAAACUGCAAUAAAGAAGGACCAAUUUAUGGAGAUGAAAAACGAUCAUCUAGAGAUGGAGGAAUUUGUGAAUUGCACAGACUGUGGACGAAAAUUGCAUCGGAUUUGCGUGCUUCAUCACGAAGCUAUAUGGUCGCAAGGCUUCACUUGUGAGGAGUGCUUCAAAGUAAAGAACCAAAACCGAAGAGAUAAUAAAUUCAACGCCAAACGGUUGCCAGUUACUAAUUUGGGCAUGUACAUUGAGAGCCGCGUAAACAUGUUCCUCAAGAAGAAGGAAGCUGGCGCUGGCGAAGUCCACAUUCGCGUGGUGUCCAGCAGUGAAAAAAUGGUAGAAGUGAAGCCCGGUAUGCGAAGCAAGUUCGUAGAAAGUGGGGAGUUGUCUUCGAAAUUUCCAUAUCGAGCGAAAGCCCUGUUUGCCUUUGAAGAAAUUGACGGGGUCGAUGUGUGUUUCUUUGGCAUGCACGUUCAAGAAUACGGAAGUGAAUGUCCAUCGCCGAAUACGCGUCGAGUUUAUAUUGCGUAUUUGGACUCGGUGCACUUUUUUAAGCCAAAACAGUUCAGGACUGCAGUGUACCACGAAAUUCUACUGGGCUAUUUAGAUUACGUGAAACAGUUGGGUUACACAAUGGCGCACAUUUGGGCUUGCCCGCCCAGCGAAGGUGAUGAUUACAUUUUUCACUGCCAUCCUCCAGAUCAAAAAAUUCCUAAACCUAAGAGAUUGCAAGACUGGUACAAAAAGAUGCUGGACAAAGGCAUCAUCGAGCGAAUUAUUCUUGACUAUAAGGACAUUCUUAAGCAAGCCAUGGAGGACAACUUGAGAUCGGCAGCUGACCUUCCUUAUUUCGAGGGAGACUUCUGGCCCAACGUUCUCGAAGAAAGUAUCAAGGAGCUUGACCAGGAGGAAGAGGAAAAGCGAAAACAAGCCGAAGCCGCCGAAGCAGCAAUAUUCUCGUCUAUGGAGGAAAGUGAAGUUGGACCCGACGGUAAAAAGAAAGGCCAAAAGAAGGCAAAGAAAAGCACGAAAUCCAAAGCAAACCAAAGAAAAAGCAAUAAUAAAAAAUCAAAUACUCCGCAAACAGGCAAUGAUCUGUCUGCAAAAAUAUUCUCCACUAUGGAAAAGCAUAAAGAUGUAUUCUUUGUUAUUAGACUGCAUUCUGUUCAAUCGGCAGCUAGUUUGAAGCCUAUUCAAGAUCCCGAUUCAUUUAUCAGUUGCGAUUUGAUGGAUGGUCGUGAUGCUUUUCUGACUCUUGCUCGGGAAAAGCAUUAUGAAUUUUCUUCGCUAAGACGCGCAAAAUACAGCACCAUGUCUAUGCUCUAUGAACUACAUAAUCAAGGCCAAGAUAAAUUCGUAUAUACUUGCAACGAGUGUAAGGCGCACGUAGAGACUAGGUACCAUUGUACGUUGUGCGAGGACUUUGAUCUGUGUAUCAAGUGUUACGAAAAGGUCGGGCAUCAACAUCGCAUGGAGAAGUUAGGCCUGUUGGAUGAUGCCAGCUCUCCAAGUGAUAACAAUAAGACUAAUCCUCAGGAAGCUAGGAAAUUGUCUAUUCAGAGAUGCAUACAGUCCUUGGUUCACGCUUGCCAAUGCAGGGAUGCCAACUGUCGCUUGCCGAGUUGCAAGAAGAUGAGCCGUGUCGUAAACCAUACAAAAGCAUGCAAAAGAAAGACGAAUGGAGGUUGCCCUAUCUGCAAACAACUUAUUGCUUUAUGUUGCUAUCAUGCAAAGAGCUGUCCUGAGAAUAAGUGCCCGGUGCCAUUCUGUCCAAACAUUAAACACAGGCUUAAACAGCAACAAUUACAACAAAGGUUGCAACAGGCGCAAUUGCUGCGCCGUAGGAUGGCUGUAAUGACGAGAACUGCAUCUUCGUCCAAUGUGAUGCAGGGUACUAAUUCAAGCAAUCUUCAAGUUGGAGCAGUUGGGCAACAAGUUGUGCCAGGUGCUGUGAGUCCUGUUGGAGGAAUCAGUUCAGGAUUGCCUAAUUCCACCAUGGGGAUGCCGUCUUCGCAUCAAUCAGGUAUCGGCCUAAAGCCAGGUACCCAACCACCUCCUGCUAACGUGCUGCAAGUCGUCAAACAGGUUCAGGAAGAGGCUGCUAGACAACAGGCACCACAUGUAGGAUACGGAAAGGGUGUUCCGGGACAAGGAUCUGGACAAAAUAUGCCUCCUCCUUCAAUCAGAGGAAUGCCAACUCAUCUUGGUGGUAAUCAAGGUGGAAAUCUUUUACCAAUGGAUCAGUGGCAGCAACGAUAUCCAGGCGCAAUAGGACCUGGCAUCCGACAGCCCGGCGGUCAACCGAUGAAUCCUGGUGCGGCACCGAUGGCUGCUACAGGCCAAGUCGGUACUGGGCAAGCGAUUAAUCAACUCCGGCCGGGCGUUCAGAUGGCUGGAAACGUGGCAGGGGGACCAAUGGGCAACGCUGCUGGGGGCAUGAAUCAGAAAUUAGCGCUGCAGCAACUGAUGCAGACGCUAAAGUCUCCUCAAAGCCCAGAACAACAGCAGCAGAUUUUGUCAAUUCUUAAGGCCAAUCCUCAGUUGAUGGCUGCUUUUAUUAAGCAGCGCCAGCAUGUUCAACAGACGCAACAAUUGCAAGCCAGCGGAGGUAAUCCUCCUCAACAACUGCAACACAUUCUGACGCAACAAAACGCUGCUGCUCAACAACAACAGCAUCCCGCUCGUAUGGCAAUUCAAGGAGGUUUGUUAAAUCCUGGGCAACCUGGAAUCAACCAAGUGCCAGGAGGUCCUAAUCAGCCUUUGACUCAGCAGCAGCAAUGGUACAAGCAUCAGCAGAUUUUGGCAUUGCAAAGGCAGCAGCAACAACAGCAAGCCGCGGCCCAACAGCAACAACAGCAGCAGCAGCAGCAACAACAACAACAACAACAACAACAACAGCAGCAGCAGCAGCAGCAACAACAACAACAAGCGAACUUUCAGCAGCCCGGGGCCUACCAGCAAAGGUUGCCUGGUAUUCGACAACCACACAUGGGCUAUAACAAUGCCUUCAAUGAGCAGCAGUACCCUCCGAUGCAGGGUUUGAAGCCGACUCCUCCACCAGUUCCGUCACCGCAAGGGAUGAUGGGCCCUCCUCAGGGUCAGGGAAUCUCCUCGGUCCAACAGCAACUGAUGCAAACCGUCCGGAGUCCUCCACCUAUAAGAAGUCCGCAGCCGAGUCCUUCGUCGAGACCGUCACCGUCUCCGCGCAACCAGACAGUUGCAAGUCCGCGAGGUCCUCAGCCCUCGCCCCAUGAUCUCGCUUCAACAGAAUUGCUGUUGGGGCAAAACCAUUCAGCUCUGCAUCCGCAUCAGAGUCCAGCGGGCGCUUCAAACCAAGACGAUAUGCCAGCGAUGACUCCUCAGGAUCAGCUGAGCAAGUUCGUUGAACAGCUCUAGUGGUGUCGAACCCUUUUAGCCUCCUCGUGUAGAAAGGUUGCUGACGAAUGACGGUUUGGAAACCGUCAGGAAUAAAAAGAUAAAAUUAAAAAGGCGCGUGCAAAGCGGCCUCAAAAUACCCGGGCUGUUCCCCAACGACGGGACCGAAGUGGGAACAAAGGAUCUAGAAAAAUGUAAGAACAAUGCUUCGAAUUGUUGAUAUUGGGUCGGCACUUGAUUGAGUGGUUCGUAAGUUCCGAUGCAUCGAUUGUUACGUUCGGCAGCUCGCUGUUAAGCAGUGAGCUUUUUUCGGGACAUUGUUGGCGAGGUCAUGAAAGCCUCAUGAGUUGUUCUUUCAUUUUUUCUUUCGUUCUCAGAGUUGAAACUCGGGAGACAUAAAGUCAAGUGAUAUGCUUUGAGCAGCUAUUGUAUAUACCUAUAAGUAAAUUACUUACGUGUAUAUAAAAGUUUACAUUUUGUAUAUAUGUUAUAUAAGAAUUGUAUCAUACUGUGAAUAUUUUAGUGAAUAUUAACUUAAGUGAUUGAGGAAAUACCGUAAAGUAUUUUGGGCUUUGCGAGGCUGUGUUUUAUUAUGGAUUGUUCCCCCCCCGCCUAUCUGAGGCACCGCUACGCAACUUUUUUUGGUUUGGUCGUUUUUUACGAUUGUGAAACUUUUAGCAUCGCCUGUAUAGAAUCAUAGAUUUAUAAGUGCCAGACUCGUGCUGGUUGCUAAUGUGAUGGCGGUCGUUAUCCUUGUGCGGGAUAUCCCCCUGUUUGUUUUUAUAUAUUAUAUUUAUAAUUUAUAUAUCGUCUGUUUUUCAUGUGUUACAUUCCACAACCUUGUGGGGUGUGUGUGUGUUUGCGCGUGCUGGCUCCUGACAAUCUUACCCAUGCCAGUGCAAUAAAGAUUAAAGCAAGAGAAAAACUUAUUCAACACUCCCUCCUAAUUUAUUACUUGAACAUAUAGAUUAGCAUAAAUUUAGUGUUAAGUAUUAUAUAAAAUGAAUAAAAAAUAUUUGAAAA